Messenger RNA from Diversispora eburnea, 1092 nucleotides. NCBI's taxonomy places the organism in Eukaryota, Fungi, Glomeromycota, Glomeromycetes, Diversisporales, Diversisporaceae. The record is from the annotation of a GenBank genome assembly.
AUGUCUACCAUGCUUUCUAAUAUAAAUAACAAUAACGGCAAUAGCCACACCUAUAGUAAUGAAGGUGUAAACGGCUCAAGUUCAGAUAACGGUGAAAAUCGCCCAUUAUACCAGAACGAGAGAAAUGGAAAUGAAAAUGAAAACCAGCAAUUAUCACAAAGUUCACAACGGCAGGCGACUCCUCAGCAGCAUCAAGACCAAUCGUCUAACUAUAUCGCAAGACCUACUUUUGGUCUGGUCGAUUUUGUACUACAACGGACUUUAGGCACUGGAACAUUUGGGCGCGUCUUUCUUACAAAAUUUAGGCAUACAGAACAUUAUUAUGCCAUGAAAGUACUAAAAAAAUCCGAAAUAGUCCGACUUAAACAAACUGAACACGUUAAUUCAGAAAGAUUCAUUCUAUCUCAAGUCACCCAUCCAUUUAUUGUGAAUUUAGCAGGACGAUUUACAAAUGAUAUGACACGCUUUUACUCUGCUGAAAUCGUUUUAGCACUUGAGUAUCUACACGACAAUGAAAUAAUCUAUCGCGAUCUUAAACCUGAAAAUCUAUUAUUAGAUUCGAGAGGGCAUAUAAAGAUUGCAGAUUUUGGCUUUGCUAAAAAGCUUGAAGACCGAACGUGGACAUUAUGUGGUACUCCAGAAUAUUUAGCUCCGGAAAUAAUUCAAAGUAAAGGUCAUGGCAAAGCGGUAGAUUGGUGGGCACUAGGGAUUCUAAUAUUUGAAAUGUAUCCACCCUUUUUUGCUGAUUCCCCAUUUGGUAUUUAUGAAAAGAUUCUUGUAGGAAAAAUACAGUUUCCACAACAUUUCGAUUCACAUGCCAAGGAUCUUAUCAAACGUUUUUUGACUGCCGAUCGUACAAAGAGAUUAGGGAAUCUCCGAGGCGGUAGUGAAGAUGUUAAAAGACACAAAUGGUUUCGUGGAGUAGACUGGCAGGGAUUAUAUGAUAAACAAAUACAAGCACCAAUUAUACCUCCCUACCAACACCCAGGGGAUACAAGCAAUUUUGAGAGAUAUCCAGAGCCAACAGAAGAAAUGAAUAGCCCGAUUGGAUUAGCAGGAGAUCCACAUCGACACUUAUUUGCAGAUUUUUAA